Molecule: messenger RNA, 1185 nt
Organism: Colletotrichum phormii
Lineage: Eukaryota; Fungi; Ascomycota; Sordariomycetes; Glomerellales; Glomerellaceae
Product: Chloroperoxidase
Exons: 4
Coding region: 289-1011 (240 amino acids)
Molecular function (GO): peroxidase activity
Source: RefSeq, a predicted model, not a curated record
GUACGCUCGUUCUGGUACUCAACGCGGCCAUGCGUACGAAAGUGGAAUCGCGUAAAGAUGAUCACCGUGACAAAAGAACUUUAGGGGACCACAAUGCUUACCUACUUGAUUACUUGAUAGCCUGAGAAGAAGACAGGAGAAAACGUAGAAAGACUUAUUAGCUUUGGUCGUCCACCCAGUGUUGUGAGCGAAGCUACUCAAGCUUUACAUGUUGCUUCCUUACUCCAUCUCUGGACUUCACUCAUUGUUUGCCUUCUUCCGUCCUCGCUGUCUCUCAUUUUGCCCAUCAUGCUUUUCAAAUCCACAUUCGUUCUCUCUCUCGCUUUCGCAGCGGACGCAUUCGCUGUUAGACGCGGAGCCAAUGAUUGGUUUGCGCCUACUUCUGCCGAUCGUCGCAGCCCCUGUCCAAUGGUGAACACUCUUGCAAACCACGGAUACCUCCCCCGUAGUGGCUUGAAUAUCUCUCUUGCAGACCUCAUUGCCGGCUUUACGGCAGCCGUCAAUCUCGAUCCCGCUGCUACCACGUUGGUCGGACAAAAGGCUCUCCUCACGUCCACGACUGGCAAUAACGCGACAUUCAACCUGGACGAUCUCAAUACCCAUGGAAUCAUCGAACAUGACGGUAGUCUAAGCCGUAAUGACAUUUAUUUUGGCGACAACCACUCGUUCAAUGAGACCAUUUGGGAAGGGGUGGCAUCCCAAUUCACAAACACCACCAUCAGCAUCCCGACAGCAGCUAAGGCGAGGGUGUCGCGCCUGCAAGCCGCUGCUGCUGCGAACCCUGAGUUCAACCUGACAGCCGAUGGUACCCAGUUCAGCUUCAUUGAGACGGCUCUCUAUCUCUCUGUUUUUGGAAACCUAGAGGAUGGUAAUGCCGACACUGAAUGGGUGAAGGUCUUAUUCACACAAGAACGUCUGCCAUUCCAGGAGGGAUUCUCAAGGGCAAGCUCUCCAAUUACUGCAGCGGGAAUCCUGGGCCUGGUUGCUAAAGUUGCAGCUGCAAGUGUGUAAUUUGAUCUCCUCGGCCGUUGCAACGGGUGGAUUGUAGCUUCGACACUAGGAUCCUCCAGCGGGCUCUUCUCCUUAUCCACAUAAGUAGAUGUAUUUUGGCUGUCAAUUUUUGACAGGUACUUACUAAAGUUUACAAAAUUUCAAGCUAUAAAUUGCAGUUGCUUUCAAGAGGAC